AUGCAGCAGCAGGAAAGGAACCAGAGGAAGAAUCUGAAGAAGACACAGCAAGGUCUCCAGAGCCAUGGAUGCUCCCAGCGCCGGGCAGCCUCUCCACGCCGACAGCCGAUCCCAGAAGCGGAGCCGUCGGAGGAGCGCAACAGCCCGUCGAUCUCCGAGACCGGAGACCCAGCGGCGCAGGGACAAAGGAGCCGGGAGUGCGGGCAGCACAGGAACCUCCCGCGGCUGGGCGAUGCCAGCCGGACCCGGGGCUCCCCGAGCAGAGGCCCGUCCUGCAGGCAGCGCCAGCUGAAGCGGGGCCGUCCCCAGCGGACAGCCGCCCCGUCGUCCGGGGCCCCGCGAGGAAGCGGCGCCUCGCCCCCGGGCCGGCCGCCCUCCGCGCCGAGGCUCCCCUCCCGCCUCUCGGCCGGCAGCCCUCGGGCGGGCGGGCGGCGGGAACCCGCGCUCUGGCCCGCCGCCGCCCCCCGCAAGAAACUUCUGCAGAAGUGGCGCGCCUGCCCCGCCGCCGCCGCCGCGCCGGCCUCGGCCCGGGACCCGCCCGCCCCCUCGGCCCGGCCCGCCGGAGCAGGGGGCGGCGGGAGCGGCCGGAGCAAGCCCGCCGUGGCCAAGCGGCUCCCGCACGCGCUGAUCGUGGGCGUGAAGAAGGGCGGCACCCGCGCCGUGCUGGAGUUCAUCCGCGGCCACCCGGCCGUGCGCGCCCUCGGCACCGAGCCCCACUUCUUCGACCGGCACUACGAGCGGGGCCUGGAGUGGUACAGGCACCUGAUGCCCCGCACCUUGGAGAGCCAGAUCACCAUGGAGAAGACGCCCAGCUACUUCAUCACCAGAGAAGCCCCCCAGCGCAUCUUCAACAUGUCGCGGAACACGAAGCUGAUUGUGGUGGUGAGGAACCCCGUCACCAGGGCCAUCUCGGACUACACCCAGACCCUCUCCAAGAGGCCGGGCAUCCCCACCUUCGAGGGGCUCUCUUUCCGCAACCGCAGCCUCGGCCUGGUGGACACUUCCUGGAGCGCCAUCCGCAUCGGCCUCUACGCGCUGCACCUGGAGAGCUGGCUCCAGUACUUCCCGCUCUCCCAGAUCCACUUUGUCAGUGGGGAGCGGCUCAUCACGGACCCUGCAGAGGAGAUGGCCAAAGUACAGGACUUCCUGGGCCUCAAGCGGCUCAUCACCGAGAAACACUUCUUCUUCAACAAGACCAAGGGCUUCCCCUGCUUGAAGAAGGCCGGGGGAGGCCCGCUGCCCCGCUGCCUGGGGAAAUCGAAAGGCAGGCCUCAUGUCCAGAUUGACCCGGAUGUGCUGGAGCAGCUGCAGGACUUCUACCGCCCCUACAACAUCCGCUUCUAUGAGGCCGUGGGGCGGGACUUCCGCUGGGAAUGAGAGAGGCUGGGGGGGGGGGGGCUGGAGGAGCAGCUUCAGUUCUCCAGCAGUCUGCCUCUGUUCUGGCCGUGAGUGACCAGCCCAGCGGGCCAAAGUCCAGCCCUCGAGCCAGGGCCACUGCAGCACACGGCCAUCCUGCCGGGGUUGGUGAGGACUUCAGGAACUUUUCAAUGGUGCAAUCAGGGUAGGCCCAAGGAUGGAUUUUAUUUUUCAUAAUGAUAUAAAAAUAGAGUUUAUAAAGAGCACUAUGUAAACACUAAGGGCACCUGCUUCCUAGCCCUGCAGUCAUGAAACCUCGGAGAUGCCCUCUUGUAUGAGGUCCCCAUCCCUCAACUCCCCUGGCUGUUUUGCCCCCCCUGAAUAAAGCACAGAUUUCUGCUAUUACGGGUACUUGAGGCUCAGCCCGUGGCUUCUCCCAGAGUCUCUC
Molecule: messenger RNA, 1804 nt
Organism: Crotalus tigris (Tiger rattlesnake)
Lineage: Eukaryota; Metazoa; Chordata; Lepidosauria; Squamata; Viperidae
Product: heparan sulfate glucosamine 3-O-sulfotransferase 2-like
Exons: 4
Coding region: 1-1377 (458 amino acids)
Molecular function (GO): [heparan sulfate]-glucosamine 3-sulfotransferase activity
Source: RefSeq, a predicted model, not a curated record